Molecule: messenger RNA, 10920 nt
Organism: Strigops habroptila (Kakapo)
Lineage: Eukaryota; Metazoa; Chordata; Aves; Psittaciformes; Psittacidae
Gene: INSR
Product: insulin receptor
Exons: 21
Coding region: 667-4641 (1324 amino acids)
Biological process (GO): positive regulation of phosphatidylinositol 3-kinase/protein kinase B signal transduction; protein autophosphorylation; cell surface receptor protein tyrosine kinase signaling pathway
Cellular component (GO): axon; insulin receptor complex; membrane
Molecular function (GO): insulin receptor activity; ATP binding; phosphatidylinositol 3-kinase binding
Source: RefSeq, a predicted model, not a curated record
CACUAAUAAUAAAUAUGUGCACAACUCCAGUCCAGCAGUUCCUAAUUUGAAAGCAUUACUGUUACUACCACAGCCAAGCAUCUUAUUUAUCUAUUUACAUCAUAUUUAUAUCAGCGCACUUUUGGGUUGCAAGUAUGUUGAUGAUCUUAACUCUCUAAUCGUUGCUGUAUUACUACGCAGUAGGAAAAUACACUGCAAUUCAUGGAUGGAGGAACGGGAGCAAUACAUGAGUUGUUAAAGUCUGGAGUAGGGUAUUUUUGUAUCACUCAUGCAGGGCAAAUACUUUGUCAGGUAUUUUGCAGACAAUUUGGUCAGUGAGGUCCCUAAUUCAGAAGGUUUGGGGGUUUGACUCCGUGUUCUGAGAACGAUUGGAUCACAAGGCAGAACACACGACGCUGACACGGAGGCCUGCAGCAGCGUGGCUUGGGGGUGAAUGCACGUACAGGAGUUGCAUAAGCAAACAAGUUGUUCCCUGAGCAACGGAACUAAUGAAGUCUGCCUUCUUGGAGGUUUGUGUCCUGUGUUCUCCACAGACAUGCCCCAUGACGGCGCAGCUCUCCAGUGACAGCAUCACCCCUCCCUCAACCCAGCCACACGGAGGUUUUCUUGUGCCUCGUGUCUUUCUCUUCCCUUUAUUCCUUUUAGACAGCGUCAGUUUGCAGAAGCAUGGACAUUCGCAACAAUCUGACCCGGCUGAACAUGCUCGAGAACUGCACUGUCAUCGAGGGCCACUUGCAAAUCUUGCUGAUGUUUAAAACCAAGCCUGAAGAUUUCCGUGAGCUCAGCUUUCCUAAACUGACUAUGAUUACAGACUACUUGCUUCUCUUUCGUGUGUACGGUCUGGAGAGUUUAAAGGGACUUUUCCCCAACCUCACUGUGAUUCGAGGAACUCAUCUGUUCUUUAACUACGCGCUGGUCAUUUUUGAGAUGGUUCAUCUGAAGGAGAUCGGCCUCUACAACCUGAUGAACAUCACUCGAGGCGCUGUGCGGAUUGAGAAGAACAACGAAUUAUGUUACUUGUCCACGAUCGACUGGUCAAGGAUUUUGGAUUCUGUAGAAGAUAAUUACAUCGUGGCAAACAAGGAUGACAAAGAGGAAUGUGGAGAUGUGUGUCCAGGAACUGUGAAAGGGAAGAGCAACUGUCCUCCUACUGUGAUAAACGGCAUCUUCAUUGAACGCUGCUGGACGCACGAUCGCUGUCAGAGAGUUUGUCCACCUGCCUGCAAGUCCCAGGGCUGCACCUCCGAUGGUCAGUGCUGCCACAGCGAGUGUCUUGGGGACUGCACAGAGCCCAACAACCCUGAGAAAUGCGUGGCUUGCCGCAACUUCUACCUGGAAGGCAGAUGCGUGGACACCUGCCCACCCGGUCACUAUCGCUUUGAGGGGUGGCGGUGCGUGACCUUCAGCUUCUGCCAGGAACUGCACAACAAAUGCAAGAAUGCCCGGGAGUCGGGCUGUCACGUUAUCCACAAUAAUGAAUGUGUUCACGAAUGCCCAUCAGGCUACAUCAUGAAUUCCAGCAACUUACACUGCACCCCCUGCGCAGGGCCCUGCCCAAAGGUUUGUGACUAUGGGAAAGAGAAGACGAUCGAUUCGGUGACAUCGGCCCAGGAGCUCCGCGGCUGCACGGUUGUUAAUGGAAGCUUAGUAAUAAAUAUCCGUGGAGGAAAUAACAUAGCAGCUGAGCUAGAAGCGAAUCUUGGCUUGAUAGAAGAAAUCUCAGGUUACCUAAAAAUUCGCCGGUCUUAUGCCUUGGUUUCUCUUUCUUUUUUCCGUAAACUACAUCUGAUUAGAGGAGAAACACUAGAAGCUGGGAAUUACUCAUUUUAUGCCUUGGAUAACCAGAAUCUUCGCCAACUCUGGGACUGGAGCAAACACAACCUCACUAUUGCACGAGGCAAACUCUUCUUCCAUUAUAAUCCCAAACUAUGUUUGUCAGAAAUCCACAAGAUGGAGGAGAUCUCUGGGACUAAGGGACGUCAGGAGAGGAAUGACAUAGCCCUGAAGACGAAUGGGGAUCAAGCUUCAUGUGAAAAUGAAUUGCUGAAAUUUUCUUCCAUUAGAACGUCUCAUGACAAGAUCCUGUUGAAGUGGGAGCCAUACUGGCCUCCGGAUUUCCGUGAUCUCCUGGGAUUUAUGCUCUUUUACAAAGAAGCUCCAUACCAAAAUGUGACGGAGUUUGAUGGCCAAGAUGCUUGUGGAUCAAAUAGCUGGACAGUUGUGGAUGUUGACCCACCCCCACGGUCAAAUGAGCCCAAAGCCCAGGCCCAGCCAGGUUGGCUCCUGAGGGGUUUAAAGCCAUGGACACAGUAUGCUGUAUUUGUUAAAACCCUGGUCACCUUCUCAGAUGAACGAAGAACUUAUGGUGCAAAGAGUGAAAUCAUCUACGUGCAGACCAACGCUACUGUUCCAUCAGUCCCAUUAGAUCCGAUAUCUGUUUCCAACUCUUCAUCCCAAAUCAUUCUGAAGUGGAAGCCACCCUCGGAGCCCAAUGGAAACAUCACACACUACCUGGUGUUCUGGCAGCAGCAGGCAGAAGAUAGUGAGCUUUAUGAGCUUGAUUACUGCUUAAAAGGAUUAAAACUGCCCUCAAGGACAUGGUCUCCUCCUUUUGAAUCUGAAGAUCCUCAGAAGUAUAAUCAAAGUGAAAAUGAGGAUGUCAGUGGAGAGUGUUGCUCCUGUCCUAAAACAGACUCCCAAAUACAAAAGGAGCUGGAAGAGUCUGCUUUCCGCAAGACUUUUGAGAACUACCUUCACAAUGAGGUUUUUGUCCCCAGGCCAUCAAGAAAACGAAGAGACCUUGGCUCUGUGGCAAAUGCCACCGUGGUGAUACCCACCAUCGCGUCCUCUCCCAACAAUUCUGCAGCACACUCUGAGAAUGCAGAGGAGCAGAAGCCUUUCGAAAAGGUGAAGUCUAAAGAGUCUUUGGUGAUCUCAGGCCUGCGGCAUUUCACCGGGUACCGCAUUGAGCUCCACGCCUGUAACCACGAUGCGCAGGAAUCCCGAUGCAGCGUCGCAGCGUAUGUCAGUGCCAGGACCAUGCCAGAAGCUAAGGCUGAUGACAUCGUUGGUCCAGUUACGCAUGAACUGGUUGAAAAAAACACCGUGCAUUUGAAGUGGCAAGAACCAAAGGAGCCAAAUGGUCUUAUUGUACUGUAUGAAGUGAAUUAUGGACGUCUUGGGGAGACAGAGGAAGCUCACUACUGCGUGUCCCGUAAGCAUUUUGCCAGUGAGCAGGGCUGUAAACUCCGUGGACUGCAGCCUGGAAACUACAGUGUCCGUAUCCGAGCUACAUCACUGGCUGGAAACGGCUCGUGGACAGAACCCAACUAUUUUUAUGUGGCCGAUUACUUGAAUGCUCAGCCUAAUAUUGCUGUUAUAAUUGUUCCGAUUAUUUUUGCCAUAAUUAUUGCUGGAAUUAUUGGAGCUGCUUAUGUGCUUGUGAAAAAGAGGCAAACCGAAGGACCAACUGGACCACUCUACGCAUCCUCUAACCCUGAAUAUCUGAGCGCCAGUGAUGUCUAUGUCCCCGACGAAUGGGAGGUUCCACGAGACAAAAUCACUCUCCUUCGAGAGCUGGGACAGGGCUCCUUUGGGAUGGUGUACGAAGGAAUUGCCAAGGACAUAGUGAAGGGAGAGCCAGAGACUCGAGUAGCUGUGAAAACCGUGAACGAAUCAGCCAGCCUCCGCGAGCGCAUCGAGUUCUUAAAUGAAGCUUCUGUGAUGAAAGGCUUCAGCUGCCAUCAUGUGGUUCGCCUCCUCGGGGUAGUCUCCAAAGGGCAACCUACUCUGGUGGUCAUGGAGUUAAUGGCACAUGGAGAUUUGAAAAGUUACCUUCGCUCUUUAAGACCUGAUGCUGAGAAUAACCCUGGUCGUCCACCACCAAUGCUGAGAGAAAUGAUCCAGAUGGCUGCAGAGAUCGCUGAUGGCAUGGCCUAUCUGAAUGCCAAAAAGUUUGUUCACAGGGAUCUCGCAGCUCGUAACUGUAUGGUUGCAGAAGACUUCACUGUAAAAAUUGGAGACUUUGGCAUGACCAGAGAUAUCUAUGAGACGGAUUAUUACCGUAAAGGAGGCAAAGGACUGCUGCCUGUGCGGUGGAUGGCACCAGAAUCACUGAAGGAUGGUGUUUUCACUGCUUAUUCCGAUGUGUGGUCAUUUGGUGUUGUCCUUUGGGAAAUAAGCAGUUUGGCGGAGCAGCCGUACCAGGGACUCUCCAACGAGCAGGUGCUAAAGUUUGUCAUGGAUGGAGGAUACCUGGAUCAGCCGGACAACUGCCCAGAGAGGCUGCACAGCCUGAUGCAGAUGUGUUGGCAGUACAACCCCAAAAUGCGCCCCACCUUCAUUGAGAUCAUUGAGAUGCUGAAGGAGGACUUGCAUCCCAGCUUCCACGAGGUCUCAUUCUUCUACAGUGAGGAAAACAAACCUCUGGAAACGGAGGAGUAUGAGAUGGACUUUGAGAACAUGGAGAGCAUUCCCCUCGAUCCCUCCUCGUACUCGCAGAGGGACAAAGUCCUGGGGCGGGACAAUGGACCCUCCAUGGCCCUCAAGGGGAACUAUGAAGAGCACAUACCUUACACUCACAUGAACGGUGGCAAGAAAAAUGGGCGGAUUCUCUCCAUGCCCAGGUCAAGCCCUUCCUAACGCUUCCCAUUUGGCCCAAGGGUUGUGUCUGCUUUUUUCCCCUCCACAGAUCUCAGGACUCUUGUUAUUGCUGCCACAGUGUAUGACACACAUCUAUGAACUCGUCAGAUUUUUAAUCAUCUUAUGAUUAAUACUUCUUUUAUUUUUUUGUUUGCCACGUUGACUGGCUGUCAGUGGACUUAUCUGUGAACAUAAAUGGAAGAGGUUUCCAUGGCUGCUGUCCCUCUGUAACCAUGGUUUCAAAACAGGAAGCCACCGUGUACGUUCAACUGAAGGAGGAUCCUCCACGUUUGCCAACAAGAGACGUGAAACACGCUGGUAUCUGAGCUACAGUGUGGAACAAAACUGCGGGACAAGAGCAUUUCCAGUCAAAUUCCAGGCUUUCAGGCAUUCUCUUCACUACAGCUGAAGGAUUCAACACAUCAGACGGACGCGCCAGAUCCUCAGAUUGACCAAUAGCUGCUGCUUUCAUACUUUUUAAAUGGGUUAAAUCCCAGGGGUGCGUGCGUUUGUGUGUGCAGUAUAUAUAUGUGGGGUGUAUAUGUAUAGCAAAAUAUACACCUCUGGGGUUUUGUACAUAAGUUUUGUAUGUUCUCACAGAAGCUUUCCUCUUCUCGGAAGUGUGUACUUCUCUUUUUUUUCCCAUUUCCCUGGAGCGACUGAAUCCCAAACAGAUUAUUUUUAUACUAAGGACUCUUGGGAGUAGGUUUUCUCUCAUUAAAAGAAAAAAAAAAGAAAAAAAAAAUAAGAAAAAAAAGAGGAAAAUGUGCUGGGAGCCAAAGGAGCAGAAAUCUGAGAUUUGUGGGUACUUUCAAGACCAAACGAAGUUGGAGUCCCCUGCCCUGAGAACGGAGUUUUCUGUCCUUACGGCAUUGAGUAUAUAUAUUGUUUGUUGUAACAUAUUUAAGAAUGUCUUUAGUUUAAAUUUUAACUUCAUCUAAAUUAUUGACUGUUUACGAUCAUUUCGAGGAGGGGUUAAUUUGGGGGAUUGUUUGGUCUUAAAGUGGUCCAAAGAUUUCAGAAUGAACUAAUUUUAGCCCAUUACCCUUUUAGGAGCUACGAAGCACAUGUUAAGUUUAUACUUGACAAAGCUUUAUAAUACAGUUUCAUGAUUUAUACGAUGCAGUCAGCCAGCUCCAGCUGAAGCCCUGAGAUAAAGUAGUUGGGACUUCACUUGGUUGUUGGGGGCUGAAGGACACCAGAACGUCCCCAAGCCCAAGUCCUACUACUCCUUUGCCCCCACAUCCCUUGUGUUGCCUUCUGUGCUGCAGAAACAGCCGGCGAGAGGGGACGAGCAAGAACUCUGACCUUAAAAAGAGACACUAAAGCCAAUCCAAAGCGGGAGAGCUCGAGGCUCUUGGCUCUGCACGUGAAGCAGGAGCUGAAUGGGACUGUGGUCAGCUAUGUGCUGCCCAUCUGCUGCUGCUCGGGCGUCUGGCCUUGUGCUGCCUGCGGACCUUCCGUGUUUCCCUCAGAUUCCCUGUGUCCUGCCCAGGCCGCUUGCAGCUCUUCGGGAUGUCAGCUUUCGUCUUCUGGACUGUGCUUUGUUUUGCUGCUGUUUGCAUAAAAGACCGAGCUGGUUAGCGUAAGGUGUUGGGAAAUGAUUAUGAAACUAAACGUGUCUUGUAGUGGUGAGGGAGCGUGCUGGCAGGGAGAAGUGCUAAAGCAAGAAGUGAAGAUGAUUGAUGUCGCAGGCCCUUGUCAUUCAGGAGGUGGUUCGAAAAGGGGAGGGAGAUGCUCAGUCCUUGGCUUCUCCUCCUGGAGAAGUCCAAGAGCUGGUUUGUGCUCUCUGCCAGGAGAAAACGAGGUUCUCCUGGCUCUGCGAGAGUGGGGACACGGAGCUGGUGUGUGGCUUCUUAUUCCAGCCUGGGUGGUGCUGCUGAUUCCUCCCUGUAAGCAGAUGAAAGGGGAACCUGGGCCCACUCCACUGGUCGGUGCAGCAUCAGGGGAGGAUGAUGGGCUCUGUGCACCACCGUGAGCUGUUGGGCCUUUGUGCUGGUUGAAUCUGGUCCAUUUGGACACAGGUAGAGGGUGCAGGUUGCUCACAAGGUUAGAUGUAAGAUACAUGGGUAAGAACCUUUGAUUUCAGAAGGCCUCGUUUACAUUUCUUCUGCUUUACAAAGUAGUAACUGUUCAGCAGCUCUAUGCUACACUGCAGGAAAGAAGACGUAUUCUCACACUUUUCUAAGGAAGAGAAGUUUUUCUUAUUAGAAUUUUUUUAUUUAUUUUAAUAUAUAGAACACUGUAAAAAGAAAAAACAAUUUGUUUUCUUAAACACACAGAACAUGUAAAUUUGUAUCCGUAAAAUCUCGGCAGGUGGAUGUGGUGGGAUUAUUUGUGUCCUGUUCUGGUGCAGUCUACCUCAGUGUUUCUUAAGGAUAAUUUUAAUACGCACCUCUAAACCUGUUUAAAUACUCUGGCCUGGGCCUAUCGUGGAUCAGGGAAAAUCAGUAUCAGCUGAUUCCAAUACUGGGGACCACUCACCGAAGGGAAUGAGUAGGAGAACGGCUCAUCACUGGUUUAGUGAUGAUUUACAGGAAAGGAAAGAACCGAUUUAUAGAUUUGGAUCUGAUGUUCUGAUGCUAUCCUCUUAGUUCUGUUGUGAUCUAAAAAGAAGAGAACAAAGGAGCCAUUUAAAUGUUUGGAUUUUAGGGAACGGAUGACCUAAAGGAAUAGACUCUGUCCUUCUGGAGCAGUGUUGGCCAUUGUGGAGCUGGGACUGACCAGCCCUUGCUGCCGGGUUGGGGUAUCUCGGUCGCUGUGCACAGGCAUGAUGUGACCUCCAGAACUAAACCUUCCCCAGCAUGUCCUUGUUUUGAUAACCUUUUAAACUGCAGUGAUGCUGACUGUGGGAAUAGAAAAUCUUUUCUACAAACAAACAUUGGAACCUUGUGUUGGGUCUUGGUUUAACUUCCACUGAUACUGGUUGGCCCACUGUGGACAUGCGGUUUGUGACACUCGGGUCACUGCACCAAACCCAGCGGUGGUUCAUACCCAAUCCUGUGUGUAAGGCUUAUUCCAGUCAUCCUUCCUACAUUGUGCCAAGGGUGAGGAAAGGAGCGUGGUGCUAGUGGUGAGGAUGUUGGGUUUCCCCUUUUUAAAGACAAAAACCUAACACUAGCGGUUGCCACUGUGGCUGUUAAAGAUGACACUCACUCACCUAUAGAAUUAGGAAGAAUAAGUGAACAUCACCCGUAAUGCCCAGCUCUCACUGGAAAAUCCUUUGCUGACACUUUGGUCAAUCUUGUUGGAUGAUCCUCGCCCUGGGAACGCCAAAGUCCCUACUUGGAUCUCGCUGGUGCCUGUUCAGAGACACUGGGGGUUGUGUACCAGUUGGGAUUGCACAUGUGAGACGAAACCUUCUCUGUGCGGGGUGUUGCGGAGGGCUCCUGCCCAGGGAGGUGUGUGGUGCCUUCCUGGCUAAGGAGGAGCCAAGCGAUAGUGCAGGAAAGCCGGUAGAAUGGCUGGAGUGAAGCUCACUCUUUUGAGGUUGUGUUUGUUGGAGGAUUGGAUCCUGCCCUUUCACAGAAUCACAGAAUGGUUUGGGUUGGAAGGGACCUUAAAGCUCAUACAGUUCCAACCCUCUGCCACGGGCAGGGACACCUUCCACUAGAGCAGGUUGCUCCAAGCCCCUGUGUCCAACCUGGUCUUGGGACAGAGAACUUCCCACUCGCAGGUUCAACCUGGGCAGGAGCAGCUGUGGCCUCCUCUGUGCAGUCUUGUGACAGGGAGAGUUCCCCCAGGUAGCCAGAACUUCACCAACUCUACAGCCAGUGAAGCAGGAGGUACAGAAGCAGGUUUCUGUGCUCUGCUGUGGCUUCACUGAGCAAAUGCUUGAAGCCUGAGAGUGGAGAGGUUUCUCGGAGAGAUCUGCACAUUGAAUUCAGUGGCCACUUCCUGAACGCCUCUUGCAAAUCUGGUACUUCUCUUGCAGUAACAGUGCAGCAUCGUGAUGCUUGGCUGCUAGGUUAGAAACAUGUCUGUCUUGGCUGCUUGUAAAUACUCUGUUGUGUUGUAAAAUAGAAGAGCUAAUAACAUAAACUCUGUGCCAGCACUGGGUUGGGAAAGGUGAUAGGAACUAGACUACGCCACCACGAGGUAUUUUCUGUUGGUCAUAAAGCAGCUGUGUUGCUGUGGAAGAGGCUGCUUUUAGGUUGCUGAAGGGUACUCUUAAUUUAUGGGUAGUGUAUCUCUUUUCUCCUAAAUUUGUAUUAUAGCAAUGGGACACUUUGCUUCAUUUUAGUAUGUUGUGUAUAAUGUUGGUAUCUCUUUUGGAAAGAUUUCAAAGUCGCUUAAUGUGUUACUGACCUAACGAUGAUGAAGGCAAAUAGGAAAAGACAGGAGCAAGAAGGGUGCUGGGGUGGUUAUUCUUGAACCUCCAUUUUAGGGGAGGGAGAGAGGCCAUCGAGUUCCCUCUUCAUGUCACUGUGGUACAAAGAUGGACCCUGAGGUAUUCCGGGCCCCUCGCUGCGAGCAGUGAUUCCUGAUGCCAAGACUGGAACCUUGUUUUACAAGUCAGAAAGUACAAUAUCUUUGUGCCAUAUAAAAACCUUACUCUCAAGGCUGUGCUAGGUGCUCCCGUGAUCCGUGUGAGAUCGGUUCCGAGCCUGGAGUGAGCAAGAAGCUGCAGCUGAACCCGCUGAUCCUCUCGCUGUGUCCCAGCCUCCCUGGAAGCCGGGAUUUUGCAGGCACGGCUGUGGUGGGAAUCCCAAACCCUCUGCCAAGGAGCCACUGCCCCUCAUGUAAUCCUGCGCACGUGGUCCAGGGACAGGAGCUGGUGAAUGGAUUGAAAUCGAGAUGUAGUUCCAUCAGACAUACACGAAAUCUGAAAUAAGAUUCGUUUGGUAUUUGUAUGAACUUAAUUGAAUUUGGCCUUUUUUUAUUACCUUCUGCUUGGCUCUGUGUUAACUCUGCUUGGAUUCUGUACGUGAGCAUUGGUGUAAGAGCAUUAACGUAUUCAACCUGGUCUGUUCCUCUUGCCUUGGCACGAGCGUCGCAAGAGCGAAGCCCAAUCGUACAAUUGGCUUUUGGAGGAACUUGACUGUUCAAAAGCAAUUCUGAAAACCACCAUUUUUAGCAAAUCUGCUGUCGUUCAAUGUGUAUUUCUUUUUAACGUGAACCUGCUUGUCCUUCUCAAAAGUAAGCACUUACUCCUGCAGUUUCGGCAAAUCAACUGCAGCACAAUGCAAGCUAUAAGGGGGCAGGUAGAGAAAUGACUUUUUAAAUGUUGUAUAAUAAAGCUGGUAUUAACUCCUGCAGCCUUGGUUUAUUUUGGGGUUGGUUUUUUUUUUUGCCGACAGAUUUGCAAUCAGCAAAACAUCCCGGUUUUGUUCUGGCAGUGGUUUUGUUCCGACACCAGUUUUCCAACUGAUGGUACUAAGCAGUUUCUCUUAGUCCAGAAGGUUCCUAUGGGAGCGGGUCCAGCUGGGAGCCCCUGGGGUGGUUCUGGUACCUAAAGAGAAACCAGCAGUAGAGUUUAAACAUGGACACAGGUGCUUUUGCUUAGCUGAGUCCCAGCCCCUGUUAAGUCCCAGUGCCACCAGUAAGCUUGAGUUCAGGGCUAAUUACCCAAGAGAUCCGAGCUGGACUCGGUACCAAAGCUCUUCUGUUAAUCCAGAUUCCCAGCAGCAUCCAGCAAUACUUCCACCAUUUUAGUGUCCAAGUGCUGCUCCCAGAACUGAGUCCCAUGGAAACUGGUGGACGGAGAAUUUCAGAAAGGCCACUUCUAAAUCUAAAAGUCAAUGUUAUUUCAAAAGGAAAAGUGUUGCCUUUUGCUUUAGUUUAGGGAAUGGCUUUAUUCUUGCAGUAUCAAAACUGGAUUGUGUUUGAGGACCUGCAUGGAUGGGGGUACUGGACAUCAACUUCAUCAAACACAGCCAAAAAAAAGCAAAUGCUUUCUGCUUGCAUUUAAGACAGUUUCAGUUACGUGUUAAGUGAUGUUCUGUGAAGGUUUUGGGGUGGUUUUUUUCUGUUUAAUCUUGCUGCUCCCACUUUUCUCUCUGCAUAUCAAACGUUCCAGAAAACAAACAGUAUCGCAGAUACCUCUUGUUUGAACUAAAGGAUCAAACAUGCCAUGAUUUUCUUUUAAAGGAAGAAAAGAAAAAAAAAAAGAGAAACUUUCCCCCUUGAUUUAUUGUUCUCAGUGUUUUCAUAUAUGAGCCAAGCAGUGACGUGUACAGGAAUAUGUUUGGAUAUUAAGAAAAAAGAAGUCUUGCUGUGUCAGACUAUUGAACAAUUAACUGUUUCUAUGAACAUUCUGAAUAAAUUAUCCAAGAGUAA